AUGCCUACAAUCCACAAAAAACUCAAACUCAACACCACCGCCGUCGACGUCGGCUGCGGCAGUGGCUGCCGGAGAAUAAACCUCUCUAAAAUCUUCAACCCAAAACCCAACAAAUACAAACGAAACCACACCCACUACUAUCCCGACAACCACCGCCGUCACCACUCAUGGAACACCACCCCCACCACCACCACCGCAACCACAUUCUCACCAAACACCUCAGACUACACGACGGUGGACGAGUCAGAAGUGAGAAGCUUGAGAGCCGUUCAAGGAUUUGGUAGGAUCGGCGGCAACAGUCUGGCGGUGGAGAAAGAUUCCGACGACCCAUAUGUGGAUUUCAGGGAAUCAAUGUUGCAGAUGAUAAUGGAGAAAGAGAUAUACGGAAGAGAAGAUCUGAGAGAACUUCUCAACUGUUUCUUGCAGCUCAAUUCUCCAUACUACCAUGGAAUCAUCAUCAGAGCCUUCACUGAAAUCUGGAACAAUGUGUUAUCUUUUAAACUCAUGCAUGGGGAUCAAUCCAUGUACACAUGA
Molecule: messenger RNA, 534 nt
Organism: Cynara cardunculus var. scolymus (artichoke)
Lineage: Eukaryota; Viridiplantae; Streptophyta; Magnoliopsida; Asterales; Asteraceae
Product: transcription repressor OFP6-like
Exons: 1
Coding region: 1-534 (177 amino acids)
Biological process (GO): negative regulation of DNA-templated transcription
Source: RefSeq, a predicted model, not a curated record